AUGCCUACGAGAUCAGGGGCGCGAACCAGAAAAGCCAGGGAGGAUCCCGGUUCUAACAGAGCCACUCCCUCCCUGGAAUAUGUCGACACGCCAGACAAUGCCCUCCGAACGCAGAUUUGCGCCAUCUUUCGCGAUGCCCAGAGAACGACCGCCACGCACCGGAAGCUGGCUGUCAACCUGCGCAAAGUCCAGGAAGCCUGCUGCUACGAGCCCAUAAACCCGAAAAAGCCCGCGGCCGAUGAGUUUGACGAAAAGGCCUUCAACCACGAGUUCGUUCGGUGUGUGCUGCGAGUCAUGCCGGUGAAGAAGGCGGAGAGCGUUGGCGAGAAGUUGAUUCGAUUCAUCGGACUGUUCCUGCGACACGCCUCAGAUAAAGACAAUCAGCUGCUGGACGAAGCCGAUGCCGACGCGAGCAUGAUGCCCGAGACCCCGAGCACGCGGCUCUCGUCGCAAGUCCUGCAGACUGCGCUCUCCAUGAUGCAGGCCAAGGACAAAUACGUGCGGUUUCGAUCAACGCAGCUUGUUUCACACAUCAUCAACUCUCUCGAUGCAAUCGACGACGACUUGUUCCAGAUCCUUCGCCACAACCUGCUCAAGAGAAUCCGAGAUAAAGAGCCCAUGGUGCGCGUUCAAGCGGUGCUGGGUCUUGGCCGACUUGCCGCCAACCAGCCUGAAGAGGAGCCCGAUUCGGACGACAGCGAGAGCCGUCAGCCUAGCCUCUUGGACAAGCUGCUGGACGUCUUGCAAAACGACUCGAGCGCCGACGUGAGACGCACACUUCUCGUCAACCUCCCGAUCUUGCCCGCAACUCUCCCGUUCCUCCUCGAGCGCGCAAGAGACCAGGAUGCCCCCACUCGAAGAGCAGUAUACUCUCGCCUUUUACCCGCGCUAGGAGAUUUCCGCCAUCUCUCACUAUCUAUGAGAGAGAAGCUCCUCCGAUGGGGCCUCCGUGACAGAGACGACAACGUGCGAAAGGCUGCAGGCAGACUUUUCCGAGAGCGGUGGAUCGCAGAUUGUGCCGGUGUACCAGCGCAAGAGGACGCACCGCCGAAUUUCGAAGGCUUAUUAGAGCUUCUUGAGAGAAUUGAUGUCAUCAACUCUGGAGUGGAGAAUGGAGUGGCCCUCGAGGCCAUGAGGGGCUUCUGGGAGGGCCGUCCGGAUUACCGUGAGGCUAUCAAUCUGGACGACCAAUUCUGGGAGACGCUGUCGGCCGAGUCGGUGUUUAUGGUUCGGAGUUUCAACGACUUUUGCCGCGAGGAGGAGAAUGGCCGCUACGAGUCGCUGGUAGAAGAGAAACUUCCCGAAGUCACCAAACUGGCCUUUUUCCUAGAGCGCUAUUUGAAAGUGCUGGUGGAUGCCGUCAAGAGGAUUGCACAGCUUGACGCCGAGGAGGACGAAGAAGAAGAUACCGUCGAGCAAGAGUUUAUCGUUGAGCAGAUGCUUCAUAUCGCGCUGACUCUCGAUUACUCUGACGAAGUCGGCCGCAGAAAGAUGUUUACGCUGCUUCGUCAAGCCCUGGCUAUCCCAGAGCUACCGGAUGAAGUUACAAAGCUUGCCAUGGAAGUUCUUCGAUACAUUUGCGCGCCAGAUACCGCCGGAGAACGAGAAUUCUGCAGUGUUGUUCUCGAAGCCGUUGCCGACGUUCACGACACAAUCGUGGAUCUCCCUGGAGAGGACGAUGACAGCUUCGUAUCCGCUCAUUCUGAUAUCAGGAGCCGAGAAAACUCUCCAGCUUCAGACUCGAAAAAGGCUCAGCCUGAGAUGAGUGAGGAGGAGGCCCAGGAAAAGGCAGUCAAGGAAAUGAUUGUCAACAUGAAGUGUCUGCACAUUGUCCAAUGCAUGCUUACACAUGUCGCUGGAAACCUCAAAGAUAACGCAGACCUGGUGUCCAUGUUGAACAAUCUGGUGGUUCCAGCGGUUAGGAGCCACGAAGCACCUGUGCGUGAAAGAGGACUUGUUUGUCUCGGCCUAUGCGCUCUUCUGGACCGUUCUUUGGCCGAGGAAAAUCUUGGUCUUUUCAUUCACUUCUUUACAAAGGGACAUACUGCUCUGCAGAUUACGGCGUUGCACAUCUUGACAGAUAUUCUCAACGUCCAUGGAGCUCAGCUGCUCUCAACAACUCCAGCCGUACUCAAAGUCUAUGUCAAGGCAGUCAAAGGUGGCGGCAGGUCAUCCGAAGUGCAAGCCGCGGCUACCAUUGCCGCAUCGAAGCUUCUCCUCGGCCGGGUCGUGUCUGAUGAAGAAGCUUGCGAGGAGCUGCUCAAGUCUCUGGUGGUUGCAUACUUUGAUCCUGCAUCAUCUGCCAACCAGACAGUCAGGCAAGCUCUCAACUACUUUUUGCCAGUAUUCUGCUUCUCGCGAACGGAAAACCAAGACCUUAUGAGAAAAGUCUCUUUGCUGGCGCUGCACUCUCUACUCAACUUGCGCGAGGGUCUGGAAGAUGAUGAUGUGGAUGUUGAGGAGGACAUGGUUAGUAUGACAACCAUUGGCGCUUGUUUGGUGGAUUGGACAGACCCGCGAAAGUGCUACAGCACUGAGCUUGUUCAGGAGGGAGAGAAGAGGAAUGUACCGGGCGAUGUCCACCUUGAUUUUGCCUGUGACAUUUUGGAAAGGCUCCGUGGAAGCAUCAGCAAAGCUGAAAAGAAGCUGGUUGCCGGCCUUCUCGGAAAACUCUAUGUGUCACCCACCUCUUCAGAAGAAAAGCUCCGAGAAUCUUACGGCAUUGUCAGUGAGGCUGUCGAGGAGGGCCUUGUGACUGAUACUACCGGCCGCAAUGCGCUGUACAAGAUUCACGUCAGCCUGGGCAAGAUUGUCAACAGCCUUGAAGAACAGCGGCCAGCGCUGAACCGUGACGGCCGUAGCACAUCUGAAACUGCAGAACGCAGCACGCCGGAAGAGGCUGAAGAGGCUGAAGCUGAAGAGCCAGAGGAACCAGAGCCUGAAGCAGAGGAGGCAGAGGAAGCGGAAGAGCCUGAGGAGGCAGAAGAGCCAGUAGUAAAGUCCUCGAGAACAAGAGGCACACCCAAGAUCAAAAAGGAGGAGAGCAGUGAUGAUGAAGGGACGGUGAUACCAGAGCACAGAGACGACAAUUCGCUAGUAGAACUGUCUGAUGAGGACACCAAGAUGGAAGAUGUGUAUUAAAGGAGUGGCAAGGGAUAAAUGGAUAACGUCUCACGAAAACAAAUUGGCUUGGGAAAGGUGCUUGUUUUGGAGAGGUACAUAUGUGGUGCUUUGGGAAUAUAGCUAUGCUUCUUUACGAUGUCAAUGAUGCAAUUACAUCUUUUGUUUAUUACACGAUUUAAAUUCAAGCAUAAAUACAUAUUAUGUUUAAGGACGAAUCACCUUGGUCAGCUCAAGUACCUAUCCAGAAUAACAAGCCGCCAAAAGCCACAUUGAUCAACAAAUGCUGCCCCAAGCUCCACGCCAUGCAGUACAAGUACUUUGGCGAAAACACGGUCCAGAUGAACAAGUGCGUUCGCAGCGCCGUGCACGCCGCAAUGACAAACGCCACGCUCAUCGCCGCAAAGGCCGUCAACAAGAUGAGAUGAUAGCGAAAUGCAUCCGCCCGGCCACGCAGGCGAUACUCCCUCAGCAACAACAAAUUCGUAGCCGACGUCCAGAAUAUGGGCCCUGCCCAGUUGCUCACGAGGGUGAGGACGCCGACGGCGACGACGUUGAAGCCGCUGAUGCCGUUGUAUGCGCUGGAGAGGUCGACGGAGGAGAUUGCGUUGGAGCCGCCGGAGGCGAAGAAGGUUGCGUAUUGGAGCAGGAUGGACGAGGUUGUGAUUUGGGCGAUGGAGAGGGUGGUGGAUUGGAGGGUGCGGAGGAUGAGGGUGGAGAGGAGGAAGAGG
Trichoderma atroviride IMI 206040 is the source of this 3851-nucleotide messenger RNA. RefSeq lists its product as uncharacterized. Gene Ontology annotation, biological process: mitotic chromosome condensation. Lineage: Eukaryota; Fungi; Ascomycota; Sordariomycetes; Hypocreales; Hypocreaceae. Gene Ontology annotation, cellular component: condensed chromosome; condensin complex. The record is from RefSeq and is a predicted model, not a curated record.